Molecule: messenger RNA, 1644 nt
Organism: Neltuma alba
Lineage: Eukaryota; Viridiplantae; Streptophyta; Magnoliopsida; Fabales; Fabaceae
Product: zinc transporter ZTP29
Exons: 12
Coding region: 393-1223 (276 amino acids)
Biological process (GO): zinc ion transmembrane transport
Cellular component (GO): membrane
Molecular function (GO): zinc ion transmembrane transporter activity
Source: RefSeq, a predicted model, not a curated record
AACUGAUGGGGCAGAAAAGAGAGAGGAGGAAGUCAGGUUAGGUAUAGACUGCUGAUAAAGAAAGCGUGAGGGAGUCUCCUCUUUCCUUGGCCCAAGUCCUCAAACCAUCUCUUUCUUCCACUCUCCAUUAUAUUAAAAUUCCUUCUCCCUCUCUCGCUCUCUCUUCAAGCACCUAUUUUUAUACGCCCUCUCUCCCUGUUGCUACUCCACGUAACAUACAUUAGUCCACUUCCUCUCGCCUUUCUCUUGUUUAAUCCUUUCUUCUCAACUGCCACCCAAAACUCCUUCGCAUUUCUCACGACAUUCUUCCCCCUAAUUCUUUCCUCAAUCCUGCUAACAUUUGCUGCUUUUAUUUCUCCUCCCAUUUAGGGGAACAUAGCAACAAAUUCCUCAUGGAUUCUCAAGUCUCCGUAGCUCUUGCUCUUUCACUCGUGGGUGGUUUGAGUACUUCUAUCGGGGCACUUAUUGUAAUAAUUAAUCAAUCUCCCAGUUUGAAGAUGCUUGGGCUAUUACAGGGUUUUGCUGCAGGUUUGAUGCUGAGUAUAUCGUUCUUUGACCUGGCUCAUAAUGCUUUGAACUCACUUGGCUUCUUCAAAGGCAAUCUUUGGUUUUUUGCGGGUGUCAUAUUCUUUGCUGUCGUGGCCAAUUUUAUCCCAGAACCAACGCUUGCUCCUGCUUCAGAUAUGAAGAGUAGAAAGAAAAAUGGGGAUGAAGGAGGCAAGGACAUAAUGAAGAAGCGUCACCGCCAAGUUUUAUACAGUGGGAUAAUUACAGCUAUAGGUAUAAGUUUACAUAACUUUCCAGAAGGAAUGGCAGUGUUUCUUGGAUCCAUGAAGGGCCUUCGUGUUGGUCUUAACCUAGCAUUGGCCAUUGCUCUGCACAAUAUCCCAGAGGGUGUUGCAGUUGCGCUUCCUGUUUAUUUUGCAACGCAGAGCAAGUGGCAGGCAUUCAAAUUGGCUUCACUUUCUGGCUUUGCUGAGCCCCUCGGUGUUAUUAUUGUUGCCUAUUUAUUCCCUAGCAGCUUAAGUCCUGAGAUUCUUGAAGGCUUGCUUGGAUCAGUUGGUGGAGUCAUGGCCUUUUUAACACUGCAUGAAAUGCUGCCAUUGGCAUUUGAUUAUGCGGGACAGAAGCAAUCUGUUAAGGCCGUGUUUUGUGGGAUGGCUUUCAUGUCCGCAAGCCUAUAUUUUCUAAGCAUCAGUUUACCAGAGGAUAUGAACUUGUAGCUGGGAACAUGUGUCUUCCAAAUGAGACGCAUUCUCCCCGUGUGUGAUUGAGGUGUCCGUGUUGACAUAAACUGCAUAGUAGCAUUAUCCCAUCUGAUUUGAGACGCCUGGGCUGUCAAUAAGAAAGGCAAGAAUGUACAGUCAUUUGCGGAGGAUAUCAGACAAUCAAUAUGGAGAUGCAUCUCCGACUUCAUGAUUUACCUUGAAGAAAGAUGUACAGAGAAUUUGAAAAAUACCAUCAAUAAUAUUGUAAGCCGUCUGUAGUAUUUUAUUAAACCUCCUAUUCUGCGUAAGAUGUCUUUAAUGUAACUGCAUAAGAAUGCCAUUACCUGUUUAGCCAUCAACUUUCUUAAACUGCGCUGUUAAUGAACAUUUGAAGGAUAAUGGCAUAAUUGUUAAUCCAUAAGAUUUCUUGCCUCCA